AUGUCGUCCAAUGAAUUAGCAACUAAAUACCAAACUUUCCAAAAUGAAUUAGAAGGAUUUAUAGUAACAAGACAAAAAUUAGAAACUCAGUUACAAGAAAAUAAAAUUGUUAAUGAUGAAUUUGAGAAACUUAAAGAGGAAACAAAAGUUUUCAAAUUAACUGGCAAUGUGUUAUUACCAAUUGAACAAGACGAAGCACGUAGUAAUAUUGAUAAAAGAUUAGAAUUCAUUCAAACUGAAAUUGACCGUUGUGAAAAAAAUAUUAAAGCAAAGCAAGCUGAGAUGGAAAAAAUAAGAUCAGAAUUGAUGGCUACUGCUCCAGCCCCAACACCUGCAUCUGCAAAAUAG
Henningerozyma blattae CBS 6284 is the source of this 348-nucleotide messenger RNA. RefSeq names its product tubulin-binding prefolding complex subunit YKE2 (gene YKE2). Gene Ontology annotation, molecular function: protein-folding chaperone binding. The record is from RefSeq and is a predicted model, not a curated record. Gene Ontology annotation, cellular component: cytoplasm; prefoldin complex. Bases 1 to 348 code for a protein of 115 amino acids. The transcript has a single exon. Lineage: Eukaryota; Fungi; Ascomycota; Saccharomycetes; Saccharomycetales; Saccharomycetaceae. Gene Ontology annotation, biological process: protein folding; chaperone-mediated protein complex assembly.